This is a messenger RNA of Rodentolepis nana, 807 nucleotides long. NCBI's taxonomy places the organism in Eukaryota, Metazoa, Platyhelminthes, Cestoda, Cyclophyllidea, Hymenolepididae. The record is from the annotation of a GenBank genome assembly.
AUGAAAGAUGAUGUAAACAAAUUCGGGAUCACUGAUGACGUUUCCAAUCCUCUUCGUCAACAGCUCUUUGGGGAAAUUUUCUAUCAAUUUAUUAGUGAAUGCAAUCAUUAUGGACCUCUGUUGGCCAAGAUUAAAAAUCAAUAUGAAGGAUAUAUAAAUCAUUUGCAGCAGACUAUCAAAGAAAUAUUACCGAUAAAGGAAAUAUUAUGGGAGUCUUCAUUCGAUGCAGACAAGCGACUUAGCGAGUUGCAAAAUCGUGAAAAUGCUGAAAUAAAUCGGUUGAAGUCAGAAAUUGACCGUGACAAAGUUGAAGUGGAGAUGUUGAAACAAGAAUCUACUGAAUUAAACCAGAAGGUAGCAAAAUUGAUGAAAGAAUUGGAGCAGAAAGAAGAAGCCUAUACAUUUGAAGCUGAUGGCCGAAAAUUGCUCAUUAGCGAAGUGAAUGAUUUGAACUCUAGGCUAAAUGAAAUGGAAACCAUGGUUAGAGCCCAAAUGGAUCAGGAUGCUGAGGAUCCAGUCAAACUGAAGAUAAUGGUUGGAAAUUACGAAAAGGCCCUGGAGCAGGCGAAUUCGGAACUCAUCAAAUUUCGCACAGAUUUCAUAGAUCGUGUACCUAUCGAUCAAUAUGAAGAAGUCAACAAGCAGCUAGUAAGUAAGAAUCGCCAGGUAGAAUCCCUGAAAGAGGAAUUGGACAGUGCAGCCAAUCGUUACAGUUUAUUAAAGGACCAUUGUGAAACAUUGACUACUUGGCGAGAUUUGUACAAUAUCCAGCUCAUCUACAUUAGACGUGUUUUAGCCUCUAAGUAA